AUGGUGAGCGAUUCGGCAAAAAUCCUUGCCCUGGUCGUCACGGCAAUAAAAAAUCUUCGCGAAUUGAAAGGCUCGACUUCUCGAGAAAUUUUACAUUAUCUCUCGUCCGUCUACGAUAUCUCACCAAAUGUGGCGCGUCGUCAGAUGCAGACCGCGUUAAAGCGCGGCGUCGCUUACGGUAUCCUGAAGAAGAACGGGGGCUGUUACAUUCUACCGACGAACAGCGAGAUAAAUUGCCAAGAAAUUGCCGAACAGGAGGUCAAUCUACUGGACGUCUGUCGCAGAAAUAGAAUGCAGAAAAAAUUGGGCUGCAAGUGUAAGAAGAGACGGCGUAGACGUAGAAGGAGGAAAAGAAGGUUCUGUAGAUGUAAGCGGAGACGAAGGAGGAGAGUAAGAAGACGAAGCAGAGUUUGCGGAAGGAGGAGAAGGAGAAGGAAGAGGAAGUGUCGUUGCGGUGGUCUAGGAAAAAAUCUAAGGAGAGGCGAUCCAGAUAGGACGAAACGGGCCGGGAUGCCUCGUGCAGUCGAAAACUUUCCAAAUGGAAGACUCUUCGAACCGGAGGCUUACGAUUCCGCGGCCAGCGAGAAAACCUCUUUGUCCAGCAUCACCUCGGCCACAGACUAGAAACGUUCAUCCGUAGAUAUAUCGUGGGUCGCUUUAAUUUUUGCAAGAUCUUUGCGUCGGAAGGUAGGAU
Molecule: messenger RNA, 694 nt
Organism: Bombus pascuorum
Lineage: Eukaryota; Metazoa; Arthropoda; Insecta; Hymenoptera; Apidae
Product: protamine-like protein
Exons: 2
Coding region: 1-624 (207 amino acids)
Biological process (GO): nucleosome assembly
Cellular component (GO): nucleosome
Molecular function (GO): DNA binding
Source: RefSeq, a predicted model, not a curated record